AUCUCGGUGCAAUUCAUUAUUCCACAAGUAUCAUUCACGGUUCCGUUUGUUCCGCAGCCACCAUUUUGGGCUCCGGCAAUGCUUUUCACGGUGGCUGUCGUACCCUAAACCCAUCACUUCACAGUCAUGGGGAUACCAUGGGACGACGUCGUUGUGAUCCAGCAAGGGAAGGACCUCAAUGAGCCCUGUAUCGUCACCGUCAAUUGCCCCGACAAGGCUGGUCUCGGAUGCGAUCUUUGCAGAAUCAUCCUCGAGUUCGGUCUCCGCAUUACCCGCGCCGAUAUUUCCACGGAUGGAAGGUGGUGCUACAUCGUGUUUUGGGUUCUUCCAAAUCCAGCAUCUAUCAAAGUUGAUUGGGAGAGUUUGAAGACUCGCCUCCUUUCAGUUUGCCCUUCAUGUUUGUUUUCUUAUCACUUCAAUCAACUCUCAACAAGUCCUUCACCGCCACUGAUUUACCUGUUGAAGGUUUGGUGUGUUGAUCAAAAAGGGUUGCUACAUGAUAUUAAUGAAAUCCUGUGCAACCUUGAAUUAAUUAUUCAGAGAGUCAAAGCGAUGCCAACCCCAGAUGGCAGGGUGUUAGACAUGUUCUUUAUCACAGAUGGGAUGGAAUUGCUUCACACGAAAAAGAGACAAGAUUAUGUGUGUGAAUCUCUAAAGGACGCUUUAGGAGAGAGGUGUAUCUCCAGUGAACUUCAAUUGGCUGGGCCUGAAUAUGGACACCUGCAGGGGUUUUCUUCUCUUCCACCAGCUUUUGCUGAAGAAUUAUUUAGUUCUGAGCUGCUGGACAAGGUGUCUUUGCAUCCACUCAGCCAAGAUAUGAAAACACUGAAGACACCUACUGUUACUGUAGAUAAUUCACUGAGCCCAGUUCAUACCUUACUUCAGAUUCAGUGUGUUGACCAGAAGGGUCUGUGUUAUGACAUUAUGAGGAUUUCUAAGGACUCUGAUAUUAAGGUUGCUUUUGGUCGAUUUUCAUCAAGCGUGGAGGGCUUUAGAAACAUAGACUUAUUUGUUCAGCAAAAUGAUGGGAAAAAGAUCAUAGAUCCUGAUAGUCAGAAAACCCUAUGCUCAUGCUUAAAAGAAGAGAUGCUUCAUCCUUUGAGGGUGAUCAUAGCCAGCCGGGGUCCAGACACAGAACUUCUGGUUGCUAAUCCUGUGGAGCUUUCUGGAAAGGGAAGGCCCCGUGUGUUCUAUGAUGUUACAUUGGCUUUAAAAGCUUUGGGAGUAUGCAUUUUCUCGGCUGAAGUUGUAAGACAUUCAACGCAAGAGCGCCAAUGGGAAGUGUAUAGAUUUUUGUUGGAGGAAAACCGUAACUUCCCAUUGACCAGAAGCCAAACAAGAAGCCAGAUUGUGGACAAAGUAAGAAGGACAUUGAUGGGUUGGUAAUUUGGCUCAGUACAAAAGAAAAACACUUUGGUGUGGUGUGCGUUUUUUAAUCCCUCUUUGUUAAUCACAACUUGCUUUCUUUCUUUUUAAUAUGGUUUAGGCAAAAUCAACAACAAUCAUGUAAUUUAGCAUUGUAGACUAUCUUAUGUUUCUUUUCUUUGGCUCUAGUGAUACAUUUUCUGUAUAUUGGUUUCAUCAUUUUGAAAAAAAUUAGAUCCUUUCGAUUAA
This is a messenger RNA of Vigna unguiculata (cowpea), 1614 nucleotides long. It is a transcript of the gene ACR9, whose product is annotated as ACT domain-containing protein. The record is from RefSeq and is a predicted model, not a curated record. Lineage: Eukaryota; Viridiplantae; Streptophyta; Magnoliopsida; Fabales; Fabaceae.